Messenger RNA from Mesoplodon densirostris (Blainville's beaked whale), 1644 nucleotides. It is a transcript of the gene STMN3, whose product is annotated as stathmin 3. The transcript is spliced from 5 exons. Gene Ontology annotation, cellular component: cytoplasm; neuron projection. Gene Ontology annotation, molecular function: tubulin binding. Gene Ontology annotation, biological process: regulation of microtubule polymerization or depolymerization; microtubule depolymerization; neuron projection development. Lineage: Eukaryota; Metazoa; Chordata; Mammalia; Artiodactyla; Ziphiidae. The record is from RefSeq and is a predicted model, not a curated record. The coding region runs from base 1 to 540 and encodes 179 amino acids.
AUGGCCAGCACCGUGUCCGCCUACAGGAAGAUGAAGGAGCUGUCCGUGCUGUCCCUCCUCUGUUCCUGCUUCUACUCACAGCCGCACCCCAACACCAUCUACCAGUACGGGGACAUGGAGGUGAAGCAGCUGGACAAGAGGGCCUCCGGCCAGAGCUUUGAGGUCAUCCUCAAGUCCCCUUCCGACCUGUCCCCGGAGAGUCCCAUGCUCUCCUCCCCCCCCAAGAGGAAGGACACCUCCCUGGAGGAGCUGCAGAAGCGGCUGGAGGCAGCUGAGGGGCGGAGGAAGACGCAGGAGGCGCAGGUGCUGAAGCAGCUGGCGGAGCGGCGGGAGCACGAGCGCGAGGUGCUGCACAAGGCGCUGGAGGAGAACAACAACUUCAGCCGCAUGGCCGAGGAGAAGCUCAACUACAAGAUGGAGCUCAGCAAGGAGAUCCGCGAGGCGCACUUGGCCGCGCUGCGUGAGCGGCUGCGCGAGAAGGAGCUGCACGCUGCCGAAGUGCGCAGGAACAAGGAGCAGCGGGAGGAGAUGUCCGGCUAAGCGGCCGUUUGGACACCGCGGCGCCUGGAUCCCGAGAUGAGACAAGAACACAACUGGGUUUCGGUUUUGUUUUGUUCGACUUUGUCUAGAUGCAGCUUUUGCUCCCGUUCCUCCUCCCCUCCUGUUCUCCCAGCUUCAGCUUCUCUUUCCGCAUUCCGAGCUGUCCAGCCCUCGUGGCAAGGCUUUGACCACAGGCUCUUCCUGUGGAGCCCCCAAGGCGUGGCACACAGCCCCGCAGUUCAGGCCCCAGGCUGGCAGUGGCUGGGUCCCCUCUUGGCAGCCCUCUUAGUGGACGUGGUGGCGACCUCAAUAAAUCCAUUGAUGGUGGCAGGAACACGCAGGUCCUUGUGCUGGGUUGUGCUGUGAGCACCUUGUCACUUAGGGCAUGUCUUUUGAGGCAGCUCCUGCCGGCAGGCAGGUCCACCUCCACCUGGAUGUCCUCCCCUGGGAGAGGGGCUGGGCAUGCAGGAGGGGGCGGAGGAAGACAGACUUGGACAGAGAAGGACCUCUGGGCAGUGGGGGCCAGGUACCCUGUCACUGGCCAGCCCUGGGAACCCCGUGUGCAGUGGUGCUUUUUGGAACUGGUGGGUAUGAGCUGCAGCACGCUUUAAUGUGGUGGCACAGGGGCCCUCUGAGACCCCCUGGCCUGAGGUUGGCACCCUCGGCUGGCCUGGGAGGCUUCGGUCAUUGCCCUUGGCUGGAGUGGUGGUGGGGUACGGCUUGGCCUGGGUCUUCAGGGGAGUGGGCAUGUUCCACCAGGGACCUAUGAGCAAGCUGCCGUGGUCUAGAGGGUUGUGGGCAGCAUGGACACAUGCUGGCCCCUCCUCCCAGAAGGGCCCUCUUCCUUCUGGCCCAGCACCUGUGCGGGGAAAGCCAGCCUCCCACUGCCCUUCCUCUCCUUCUCCAGGCUUUGCAGAUGCCCCUGGAGGACCCAUCCUUAUAGCCCUUUGGAGUCUCAGCCCCCUCCCGUGUGCCCUCUGCUCUGGUCAAAAGAUGCUCCCACACUGCUCCUGGCCACAGGGCUUUCAGGUGCACCUCUGGACAGGCGGCCCAGUGUGAGUGGGUGGCAGCCACAAGUGCCCCUCUGGGAGCCCUGAGUAGAUG